This is a messenger RNA of Trichomonas vaginalis G3, 219 nucleotides long. RefSeq lists its product as uncharacterized. The record is from RefSeq and is a predicted model, not a curated record. The transcript has a single exon. The coding region runs from base 1 to 219 and encodes 72 amino acids. Lineage: Eukaryota; Parabasalia; Trichomonadida; Trichomonadidae.
AUGCUAUUGAUCUUAGCGUUUUUCCUUGCUUUCUUUAGAGUAUCCCAUGAUGAUAGUGGCUUAGUUCCCAACACACCAGCAGUUUCAAAGCCAGUUAAUCAAACAGCUGUAGACGAAGCAAAAAUGGAAGCAACUUUAACACUCUUAGCUCUUUUCAUAGUCGUUGGUGCUGUAAUAAUAGUACUUGUAAGAAGAACCUUUAAUCCACUCAACGUUUAA